This is a messenger RNA of Myotis brandtii (Brandt's bat), 717 nucleotides long. RefSeq names its product ubiquitin carboxyl-terminal hydrolase 4. NCBI's taxonomy places the organism in Eukaryota, Metazoa, Chordata, Mammalia, Chiroptera, Vespertilionidae. The record is from RefSeq and is a predicted model, not a curated record. Gene Ontology annotation, molecular function: cysteine-type deubiquitinase activity. The transcript is spliced from 2 exons. The annotation marks the transcript as partial.
GUCGGCUGGGCCGGGGCCGCGGACGAGAUGGCGGAAGGCGGGGGCUCCGGGGAGCAACCAGAUGCGGAGACCCAGAAAUCCGAACUCGGGGCCUUGCUGAGGACCACGCUCCAGCGAGGGGCGCAGUGGUAUCUUAUUGACAGCCGGUGGUUCAAACAGUGGAAGAAGUAUGUGGGCUUUGACAGCUGGGAUGUGUACAAUGUGGGAGAACACAACAUGUUUCCUGGCCCGAUAGAUAACUCCGGACUCUUUUCAGAUCCUGAGAGUCAGACCCUGAAAGAACAUUUAAUAGAUGAAUUGGACUAUGUAUUGGUCCCAACUGAGGCCUGGAAUAAGCUAAUAAACUGGUAUGGCUGCAUAGAAGGCCAGCAGCCCAUCGUCAGAAAAGUCGUGGAGUACGGCCUGUUCGUCAAGCACUGCAAGGUGGAGGUGUAUCUGCUGGAACUGAAGCUCUGUGAGAACAGUGACCCCACCAACAUGCUGAGCUGCCAUUUCAACAAGGCCGACACCAUCGCCACCAUCGAGAAGGAGAUGCGGAAGCUGUUCAACAAUCCUGCGGAGCGGGAGACGCGGCUGUGGAACAAGUACAUGAGCAACACCUACGAGCAGUUGAGCAAGCUCGACAACACUGUCCAGGACGCGGGGCUGUACCAGGGUCAGGUGCUAGUCAUUGAGCCCCAAAAUGAGGAUGGCACGUGGCCGAGGCAGACCCUGCAG